AUGAAUCCAAUUAACGGUGCCUCAUCUAAAUCAAUGUUAAACUCUUCUGAAAGUAUAUCAUUCUCUGAAAAUGAAUUGCUUGGUUUGGGAAAUAGCUUAGGUGGCGGUUCAUGUGGUUUCAAUCCAUCACAUCCAAUAAAUAAUAAUUUUAACCUUUCAGAAAUAUGUUUUAAACCUUUAGAGAACAAACAGAUUUAUUUAGCAUAUGUUUACCAAUUAAAACCAUUCAAUACCCUUACAGGAUCAGCUGUGUCGUCGAUAUAUAAAGAUUUAGCAUAUGUUUACCAAAUGCACAGCGAACCUAUUAAAAGAGAUUUAUACUAUUUACAAAUAAUAAUAAAUAUCAAUCCAAUCACGAACUAUUGCUCAAUAAUAAUCUCAAAACUAACAGCAAUUAAUAUCAAUAACUAUCAUAAAAAGUCACAAAGUCGCAGAAACUCAAAUUCUUUCAAAGUCUUUCAAUCUUUGGUAAAUCAGCUAAGGCAAAAUUCAAAUCAAUUGCAAGUUCAUGUAAAAAUUCAAAAGCGUUAA
Messenger RNA from Dictyostelium purpureum, 531 nucleotides. RefSeq lists its product as uncharacterized. The record is from RefSeq and is a predicted model, not a curated record. NCBI's taxonomy places the organism in Eukaryota, Evosea, Eumycetozoa, Dictyosteliales, Dictyosteliaceae. The transcript has 3 exons. Bases 1 to 531 code for a protein of 176 amino acids.